ACGCCUCUUUCAGUUUCUGAAUCCGCCUUAGAUCAGAGAAGAGCUCCGUUUAUCGCCCUCUCAUAGGCGAGCACAGUUCAGCUUCUCGUGUUUUAUAAUUAAUUUACUUAUUGUAGACGUGUAUAUGAAGCUGUAUGAUAAAAUACUCUAUUAAGGGGUAAAUAAGUCACGUCUCUUUGCUUCGGUUGAGUAGACGAAACGUCUUUGAGGGGGUUAUCAGAAGGGUUGUUUCCAGCAUGGCGGAUGGAGAGGGUUUUGUGGUGAGAGUCAGAGGAUUACCCUGGUCCUGUUCUGUUGAUGAAGUUCAGUGGUUUUUCUCAGAGUGCAAAAUUGCAAACAAUGGGACAAGCAUACAUUUCACAUACACACGGGAAGGGCGACCAAGUGGAGAGGCGUUUGUCGAGUUCGAAUCAGAAGAAGACCUUAAAAUUGCAGUGAAGAAAGAUCGUGAAACCAUGGGCCACCGUUAUGUAGAAGUAUUCAAAUCCAAUAGUGUUGAGAUGGACUGGGUUCUGAAGCACACCGGACCGAACUGCCCGGACACAGGAGGGGACGGCCUGGUUAGGCUUCGCGGUCUGCCAUUUGGAUGCAGCAAGGAGGAAAUUGUCCAGUUUUUUGCAGGGUUGGAAAUCGUGCCAAAUGGGAUAACAUUGCCGGUGGACUUCCAGGGGAGGAGUACGGGGGAGGCCUUCGUGCAGUUUGCUUCACAGGAAAUAGCUAAAAAGGCUCUAAAGAAACACAAGGAAAGAAUAGGGCACAGGUAUAUAGAGAUCUUCAAGAGCAGCCGUGCAGAAGUGCGCACACAUUAUGAACCCCAGCGUAAGGUCAUGGGCAUGCAGAGACCAGGCCCCUACGACAGGCCUGGAGGUGGCCGUGGCUACAACAGCGUGGCCAGAGGAGUCUCCUUUGAGAGAAUGAGACGUGGAGGCUACGGUGGAGAAGUUUGGGAUGGUCGUUAUGGAGACAGCGGCUCCUCCUUUCAGAGCACAACAGGACAUUGUGUGCACAUGAGAGGCCUUCCGUACAGAGCCACUGAGACUGACAUAUACAAUUUCUUCUCUCCACUGAACCCAGUGCGUGUUCAUCUGGAGAUCGGUCCUGAUGGAAGAGUAACAGGCGAGGCGGAUGUAGAGUUUGCUACACAUGAGGACGCUGUGGCAGCCAUGUCCAAGGACAAAGCCAAUAUGCAGCACCGUUAUGUGGAGCUGUUCCUAAACUCCACGGCAGGGGGUGGAAGUGGAGGGUAUGGUGGCCAAAUGAUGGGCAGUAUGGGAAACCAGUCGUCAUAUGGACACAGCAGCCAACAGAUGGGCUCUGGCUACAGCGGUGGUUAUGGUAACCAGAGUGGCAUGGGGGGCUACAGUGACUACAGUAAUCAGGGCGGAAUGGGGGGCAGUUACUACGGUGGAGGGAGCCGCGGGUCCAUGGGAAUGAACGGCCUCAACAGCGGCAUGGGGGGAGGCUGGGGGAUGUAGCCUCCAGGCCUUUCAGAGCUUUAUAACCUUCAUUUGAACAGUGUCCUCUUUCAUUUGUUUGUUCUUUGUUCCUUGCUCCCUUCUAAGUUGUGUUUGGGUCUGUACACAGGCAAACUUCUUUUUCCCUUUUGACAUGGUUGAAAGAAAUCCUAACUAGAGGUAGUAAUUUAUGUUAAAGAGAAACUCUUUAUUUGCUGAAAUGUGACAGCCCUUGUAUCACACUGGAGAGGUUCCUGUAAAUCUGUUUUUACAUUGGAGUAUUAAAGAGGUGUUUUUGUUUCCUCACAACAGGACCCUAUGGGCAAACUUAAAGCCUUUCGUACAGCUUGACAUCUUUUGCACGUGGAGGUUUCACUCUGUCGGUGAUUGUAGCAUCAUAUCUUAAACUUUUCGCUGCAAAGGUGUUUUGUGUGUACUUAAUGCUUAAUCUAGGCCGAUAGCUGAAAGAGUUUAAAUUUAGAGACCAAUUGUUUUUAUUAUUAUUUUGAAGCAUGGUGGGAAGUGGAUAGGUUUCAUUUAGAUGCAUGUAACUCUUUGCAUUUGCUUUUUUCCCAUGCAAUGUAUCACCUGUGAUUUCAGUGUAGUGGACAAAUGUCUGAUUCCUCAUGGCUUCACAGAUGGAUUAAUAAUUUGAGGCAGUGUUUAUUAAAUCGUACACAAUUCUAUAAAAUCUUCAGAAACUUCAUUACAGCUUUAUGAACAUAACAGGAGACAAAAGAGGGUACAACCCAGGAAACGAUCUAAAAUAGACAUUUUGUAUUCAGAGAGCCUUAAAAAGUUUUAUAAAAAAAAAUUUUUUUGUCUGGCAUGAGCAAAAAAGUUGGAGAAAAUACAAUCCAUCUGCUCUUGCAUACUAUAAAUGUAAUUUUACCUUUUGACAACAAAAAUUAAUUUACAGACUUUUGAGCCUCAUUCAUGAUAUUAGCAGAACAAAUGUGUUCAUAAAACCAUUUUCUUGAAUAAUUCACAUAUCUACUAACUUCAUACAGGAACUGGUCCCACUUUUUGACCCUGAUAGUGGUAUAUUUUUGUAUGACAUGCACAGAUUAAAUGCACAAGCACAUACACAAAAAAUUUGUGAUAAAGAUUACAAUUCAGCAAUGCCAUGUCUCCUUAAAAAUUACAAUUGAACGCUUAUCAGAAUUUAGAAAAUCGUUACAAAUUUAAUUCGGUCUAUUUUGAUAAGAGGAGACAUGACAAAGACUGAAAAGCAUGAAGAGUAUUGAAAUAUGAAUCCUCUGCAUCCACUCGAUGAACCCCUGAAAGGCUUAUAUGUGUUAGUGCUCUCCCUAAAAUGGAGACUAUCAUUAUAAAUACUCAUAUUAAUGUUAGUUUCUAAUUAUCCUGGCAUCUUCCUGUCAAAGAAACUUUGCAUAUGAUUUUGCAACAAUCAAAGGUUUUGGUCAAACGGAAGCCAGUGGUGCCACAAGAAAUGAAUGUU
This is a messenger RNA of Sinocyclocheilus anshuiensis, 2916 nucleotides long. Its product is annotated as heterogeneous nuclear ribonucleoprotein H-like. Bases 237 to 1475 code for a protein of 412 amino acids. Gene Ontology annotation, molecular function: RNA binding. The transcript has 12 exons. NCBI's taxonomy places the organism in Eukaryota, Metazoa, Chordata, Actinopteri, Cypriniformes, Cyprinidae. The record is from RefSeq and is a predicted model, not a curated record.